Mugil cephalus (flathead mullet) is the source of this 3248-nucleotide messenger RNA. RefSeq names its product BRMS1 like transcriptional repressor a (gene brms1la). Gene Ontology annotation, molecular function: histone deacetylase binding. Gene Ontology annotation, cellular component: Sin3-type complex. Gene Ontology annotation, biological process: negative regulation of transcription by RNA polymerase II. NCBI's taxonomy places the organism in Eukaryota, Metazoa, Chordata, Actinopteri, Mugiliformes, Mugilidae. Bases 226 to 1014 code for a protein of 262 amino acids. The transcript is spliced from 9 exons. The record is from RefSeq and is a predicted model, not a curated record.
UUCCCAACGGAAAUAAGAGAGCGCCCUGCGGUGAUUUGUUUUUAGCUUAGCAGUGUCACACGAGUACAAAUUGUAGGCGACGAAAAACAAUAAGUUUUUGCUUUCUCAGAAAAUUACUAUUCUUUAAGCAUUCUCGCAAACGUCCAGCCCACCGCAACUUCAAACGUCUACAAGAGCGGCGCCUGCCCAAUAUUCAGUCCAACACCACCAGUCUGACGUGCUGUCAUGCCGGUGCACCGUGACCGGGACAAGAAGGAGAGUACAGCUGAGGAGAUGGAGGUGGAGGAUCAGGAGCAAGAUGCUUCCACCUCAGAGGAGGAGGAUUCGGACACGUCCUCUGUGUCUGAGGACGGGGACAGCUCUGAAAUGGACGAGGAAGACUGCGAACGGAGGAGGAUGGAGUGUUUGGAUGAAAUGUGCAACCUGGAGAAACAGUUCACCGAUCUCAAAGACCAGCUGUAUCGCGAGCGUCUCAGUCAGGUGAAAAGCAAGCUGGCGGAGGUGGAGGCUGGCCGGGCAGCGGAGUAUCUGGAGCCUCUGGCGGUUCUGCUGGAGAACAUGCAAGUCCGCACCAAGGUGGCAGGUAUCUACAAAGAGUUAUGUCUGGAGUCUGUGAAGAACAAGUAUGACUGUGAGAUCCAGGCAGCGUGCCAACACUGGGAGAGUGAGAAGCUGCUGCUGUUUGAUACGGUGCAGAGUGAACUGGAGGAGAAAAUCCGAAGACUGGAGGAGGACAGGCACAGCAUAGAUAUCACAUCAGAGCUGUGGAAUGAUGAGUUGUCGGGGAAGAAGAAGAGGCGAGAUGCUUUAAGUCCAGAUAAGAAGAGGAGACGACCUUCGGUGGUGUCUGGUCCAUAUAUUGUCUAUAUGCUUCCUGACCUGGACAUCCUGGAGGACUGGACAGCCAUCCGGAAGGCUGUGGCUACGCUGGGUCCCCACAGAGCAAGGGUGGACUCGGACAGCAGCGUCUUCCCAUUCCGACCAGACAGGAACAGGCCCAUCCUCAACUGCUGAGACGCACACGUUGCAGCCACACACGACAAAACACACAAGGACUUUAAGCGCCCGCACAGUGCAUCUCGCACACCCGUUCACUUCUACAAGCAGAAAACCGCACACAUCUUCCACAAGCCCUUGACACACUGCUCAGAUAAAUGUGACACAACUCUUCCCGUUGGUGACGCGGGUCGGUAAGAAGCCUCUCGUGCAACAAGGCCUCAGCGGGUUCCAACCCAUUGGAAGGAAAAACAGGAAAGGAAGCAUUAUUGAUUCUCACUGAUGUUCGUUUCAGUUCAGGCUCAGACAAAGCAGGUUUAUACAAGUUUGAUAAUGAAACCCAUUUGUCGCAGUAUUCAGCACCUUUCAUUUCAGCUUUGUCAUGCUAACAAAAGCUAGAUUAGGUAGAUUUUCUUAGCAGGGAGUGAAAUUCCGUUGAUGCAGCAUUUGAAGCAUCACUGAACAACAGAAAUAAUGUUUAUUUAGAGCGACGUUUUAGUGCAUAGAUGUGCAAAAAAAGUUUUUUUUUUGCAUUUUUUUUUUUUUUUUUUAAAGUACAAUUUGAACAUGACUCUGGUAUGUGCAUGUUCUGGAUCAUUUCAGUGUCUGUUCCACCUCUAAGCAGGUGUAGGCCUUCAAAAUAAGUGAACUUUGAAAUAAUCACACGCAAAUACUUUUCAGUCCUUGUUUACAUUUUCAACACAUCCAUACACGUACAUCAAAAAACGUGUUUCCAUUCAGUGAACUGGAAACUUUUAGUCUCAGGAACUUUUAUUUUUGAGGAACUUUAAGGUUCAGUCUGACAUUUUUUUUUAUUUUUUUAUUUUUUUAUUUUACAAGCUACUGCUGAAAUUGAGCUCAAGAUUAAUGCAAGUUCUCAACCAGUCAGAAAUAUUCAGCACCACGCAUACAAAGUUCCUGGUCCAGCUGGAACUUUUGUGAAGGUAAAAUAACCCUGGUCCAUGCUGUGGAAGUCUGUGGGGAAAUGUCCUGAAAGUCCUUUGUUCUGUUUUUCAGACCUUAAAAGGACCUUAAAAGUUUUUUUCAAACAAUCCAGUUCACAUUCAGUGUCAUUGUCUGAGGUUUUCGUAGCACCAUAUCGAUCAGUUGUUUAAAAAAAGCCUUAAACGUGCCGAAAGGGAUCUGUCACAAGGUUUUCCAGCAUAGACCGUGAUUCUGUGCUUAUUGAAAAGAUCAUAGAGAUGGGAUUAAUUUGACAGUCGGCUUUUUCUGUCUUUAGGGUUACUGAUCUGCCUUCCAGUGACUCGAGAGAGUAACACUUGUUUAGCUACAAAAUCAGUCCAUUGUGCCACAAAAUAAUUUGGAUUUCUCUACUUUUUAUGUGGAUAUGAUUAAAUACAAGACGAUUUUUUUUUUGGUUGAUGUUUUGAAUAGUUAGGUGGUAAGUGUAAGACAUUUUGUACAGUUUUCUAUUUCUCUGGAGAGCACUCAGUAGAGGGAAAAAUAUAUUUCACAACUGCAUACACGGCUGGUUGGACGUAUCAGUCAAUGCAUUCAGAAAGGAGUCGUCUUAAAGACUUAGUUUAGAACAAUCAGUGAACUUCCUUGUACAGUAACUAUCCUGUUCCAUAACACUCACAGUAUUCAUGGAUGUCUGGGCACUUUUAUAUUUUCAUACGGUUCUUCGUUUCCGUCUGCAUAGCUGGUCAUUUUAGAGGCCUCUCUUUGCUUCGUUAUCACGUCUGUAAACCAGUCUCAAUAAUGCAAUGACAGUCACAUGUUUAAUAAAAUCAUUUAGUUUUUACUGAGGCCUGAAUUUAAUGAGAGUCGCAUCCAAAGGUAUCCCCUUAAAAUGUUAUUCAACAGGUAUCGUUACGUUCUGUGAUUUAUAUCUACCUCUUCUCUCUCUUCCACAAGUUCAGCGUCACUCGUCGACACGUAAAUGCUGCCGUCUUUACGAUGGCCGACUCAAAAACAGUUCAUGUGCUGGUUUGUACGGCUGUUCAGAUUUGUUGGGAUCUUUCUAACUACAGUGUUCAUUACCUCUUUGUAUUCAUGGGGAAAAGAACCAAACCCCAUCCUUACCAUCAUACCAUGCCAUUUAUUUCUACGCAUAUAACCCAUUGUUCAUAAAGAGUGGCCAAUUUGAAUGUUUUGUUUUGUUUAUUAUUAUUUUAAAGAUGGGGGCUAGUAUCUUCUGACCUGUUGUGUUCAGUAAUGUGUCAGGUACUUUUGGUCUUUUUCUUGUUAAUUACAUGUAUGGAUUUUACAAUUAAACUUGUUUUCUAUGA